Brassica napus (rape) is the source of this 4544-nucleotide messenger RNA. RefSeq lists its product as uncharacterized. The transcript is spliced from 4 exons. NCBI's taxonomy places the organism in Eukaryota, Viridiplantae, Streptophyta, Magnoliopsida, Brassicales, Brassicaceae. The record is from RefSeq and is a predicted model, not a curated record. The coding region runs from base 1847 to 4414 and encodes 855 amino acids. Gene Ontology annotation, molecular function: helicase activity.
ACUUUCAGUAAGUUAGUUCACCUUAUAUAAUUACGUCUCAAAUAUCUUGAAUUAUGUUAUGUACACACGAAGGGAAGUGAUACAUGUUGCACUUUUUCGUUAACCAUAGUUUUCUCAUUAGAUUUUUCUUGUAAUGGUUUUAACGAAGCACCAUGUUGUGCAUUUUAAAGUACUUUAAUAUAACACGGACACUAAGUAGAAAUGUUAUAAAUAUUAUGUGAUGUCUGGAAAGUAUUUGAUUUGUUCAUUUUUUCAAUAUUUUACUUGUUCUCUAACUUAGUUCUCAAGUAGCUGUAUUUAUAUAUAAAAAAGCUCAUCAUUCAUGGUAUAAGUCUAAGGUACACAAAUUCUUUUUUAAUUCUCUUCUUACUUACAACAAAACUGAAAAAUGUCAAAGAAAAAACCAUGAAAUUUUUUCAAAUUAACAAAAUCUUAAAACUUUUAUAAAUUUUGGCAUACCUAAUCAUAUUUGGAAUUGAAGAACUAAAUAGAACCGGAGAAAAGGGGAUUUGAUUCAGAUUUGGUUCCAACCAAUUACACAAUCACAUCAUAUAUCUCUAGAACUAAAGAACUAUAACUGAACUGAAAUCAAAUCAAAACCAAACUGAAACUAAAUCAAGAACCGAAUAGAUAUCCAAAUUUAUAUAAUAUAAUUUAUAAAUACUAACUAUAUUCAAUUUUAAAAUAAUCAAAUAAUUUAAAAUAUUAUUUAUAAACUGAAAUACCGAAAAAAUGAUUACCAUGAUACUUUUAUCCAAAAUAUUUUAAAUUAUCCAAAUUAUCUAAAUUUUUAUCUAAAAUCCAAAAAAUGACAUUUAAUCCGAAAAUCUUGGAUUUUUUACUUUUAUCAUGAAUUACCAAAAAAAUUGAACUAACCCCGAACCAAAUAGGAUCCAAAAUUAUCUUGGUUAUUAAUCGGUUCCUAACUUUGUUACCCGAACAAAAAUGAGAACCGAAAAAACUGAACCAAAACCAAACUAAAAUUUCUAAAUUACCGAAUAUAUGCUAAACCUCUAGAACCCAAAAACCGAAGAACUGACCUGGAAACGAAACGAACCCCCAUGGCUAGGUAUACAUAUUGUCAAUUUAGUUUUGUCCACUUUAACCAUUACCCAAUUUGGUAUUCAGCUCAUUUAGAGUGCUUUUAAGUUUUAACUGAGCGUGAUAACAUGUCCAUAACAAAUUGGAAUGGGCAUUGAGAGAAAUUAACAGCUAUAUUUGGAACUUAACCUAAACUAGCUUUCGACGUUCGUAAAUGGUUAUUUUUGGCGCCAUCAUAAUGAACAUGCUUCUCAUAUUUUCGGCUUAAUCCUUAUCUGAAUAUUACAUAAGAGAGUAAUAAAACCCAAGAAGAAUAUUGAAACGUUUCUAGUACCUAUAAGUAUAACUUGACUUUAGCAUGCGAUAAAAGAAGAAUAUUGAAACUAAUUAACAAUUGUUUAAUUAAAUUAAAUUAAAAGAAGAAUAUUGAAACUAAUUAACAAGAGUUUCUUGGAAAAUGUUGAAAGAAUAACCCAAGAAGUGCCAUAUUCGGUUCAUUGGUUACUUCAUAGUUGCAUUUAAUUAAAUAAAAUUAAAAGAAGAAUAUUGAAACUAAUUAACAAGAGUGUCUUGGAAAAUGUUGAAAGAUAUCAUUUCCGAAGUUUGUGGACUAUUGGCAUUCCUCUUUCUUUUAAUGUAGACGAAAGUGAUAGUAAGAGUUACACCAGAUUUGUUUUCUUCGUCUCUAUAAAUUCUUCUGCAAAAGUCCUCUAAAGUACUCCAUUUGCUUUCUACUUGUCAUUUUCGUUGCUUGCUUCUUAAAACAUUUCUAACCUUACUUAGGUUGAUUCUCGCUGUUUCUCUGAUGAAUAAUCUUUUAGAAAGACGAAGGGCCGUGGAAAAAAACGAGAAAACAACUCUGUUUGAUAGAGUAUCUUCUUGGUCUAUCAAAGAUAUUCUCAACAGAGACCUCUUUAAGCAAAAGAGAAAGAUAAUACCAGACAGGUUUGGAACUGUCUAUGAAUACGUUCACUGCUUCAUUCCUCACCUACUCGAAGAAACUCGAACCGAGUUGUUCUCGAGCUUAAAAUCUUUAUCUAGGUCUCCUGUCUUUUUCACACAUUCUAUGGAGAAAAGGAUCAAGGAAUCUAGUGGAAGUUCGUCGAACACAUUGCUCUACGACAUAACAUUAAGCAAUGAAGAUAAUUUUAGUGCCAAGUACCAGCCAAAAUGUGGAGAUCUCAUUGCUCUGACCAAGACAAGGCCAAGAAGAAUUGAUGACUUGGAUCCCUUACUCCUUGUCUACGUAUUCAAGAUGGAUGGUGAUCUUAUCAUCUCUGUGCAUGUGUCUAGAUCGUUAUCUCCUGGUGAGAAACAUUCAAUUCGUUUUGGUGUUUCCCUCACGACUUUAACAACAAACACAAGAAUUUGGAAUGCUUUGCACAACGAAGCAGCUAAUUCGACUCUGAUCCAGAGUGUUCUUCAGGGAAAUAACCAGGCUACAGAACAGUGUUUUUGUUUUGGUAAUGACGAUGACGAUUCUGACCGUGUUUUGGAUAUAAUCCGUUCAACCAAAUUGAACAAAUCCCAAGAAGCUGCAAUCUUGAGCUGCGUGAAGACAACAAACUGUAGUCACAAGAACACUGUCAAACUGAUAUGGGGACCUCCGGGUACAGGUAAAACGAAGACAGUGGCGACCCUUCUCUUUGCUCUUCUCAAGCUACGGUGCAAAACAGUUGUGUGUGCUCCUACAAACACAGCUAUUGUAGAGGUAACACAGAGACUUUUGGCUCUAUUUAAGGAAACCUGCUCGUCAGAACUUGCUACUUGUGGGCUGGGGAGUAUUGCCUUAUCCGGAAACCGAGAGAGAAUGGGAAUAGACAAGAAGGAUGAUCUUCUCAAUGUGUUUCUUGAUGAGCGCAUUGCUAAACUUGGUCACCUGUUCUCGCCAUCAUCCUCUGGUUGGAAUCAGAGGUUAGAGUCACUGAUACAAUUUCUUGAGAACACAGAGUCUGCUUACAAUGACUAUGUAGAUCCACUUGAGGACAACUCAGAGCCUUACAGUGACUAUGUAGAUCAAUCUGAGGAGGAAGAGGAGAAAGAUACUUUUGGAGAGUUUGUCAGGGACGCUUUUAGUUACUUAAGUGAAGACCUAGAGACGGAUAUGGUUGAUCUCUACACUCAUCUUCCAAAGUCUUUCAUUUCACCUGGAGUUGUGAAGAAAAUGGAGGCAGCCCGUCAAGCGCUUCAACGCGUCAGAUACUUCUUGAAGGAGAAUGGCUCAGGAGAUCAGUUGAUAGAGGGAAGCUUUAAAAUGGACUGCUUCAAGAGACUCGUCACUUUUGACUGUCUCCAGGCUCUAAGUUUGCUACCAAAAUGUUUUGAGGAGAUUCCAGACUUGUUGGAAACUGAAGAUAUCAAGAAAUUUUGUCUCCAAAACGCGGAUAUAAUCUUCUGCACAGCCUCAGGUGCUGCGGAACUGAAUCCAGGAAGAACUGGAAGUAUAGAGCUUCUCGUGGUCGAUGAGGCGGCUCAGCUUAAAGAAUGUGAAUCAGUUGCUGCAUUGCAGCUUCCUGGUUUGCGUCACGCUGUUCUAAUAGGAGAUGAGUACCAGUUACCAGCAAUGGUUCAUAACGAGGAAUGCGAGAGGGCGAAGUUCGGAAGAAGUUUGUUUGAGAGGUUGGUUCUGCUUGGUCACAACAAGCACUUGCUUAACGUUCAGUACCGGAUGCAUCCUUCCAUUAGCCGUUUCCCUAACAAGGAGUUUUAUAGUGGGAUGAUCACAGAUGCUCCGGUUGUUCAAGAAAGCAUUUAUCAGAAGAGGUUUCUUCAAGGAAACAUGUUUGGUUCCUUUUCUUUUAUCAACGUUGGUCGCGGACAAGAAGAGUUCGGUGAUGGACAUAGCCCUAAGAACAUGGUUGAAGUUGCUGUGAUUGCUGAGAUCAUAUCUAAUCUUUCCAAAGUUUCAAGUGCAAGAAAGAUGAAGGUGAAUGUUGGGGUGAUAUCACCUUACAAAGGACAAGUCAGAGCCAUCCAAGAGAGAGUCGGUUCCUUACCAUCAGGUCAGCUUUUGACUCUGAAUGUUCGAUCUGUGGACGGGUUUCAAGGAGGGGAGGAGGACAUCAUCAUCAUCUCAACCGUUAGAAGUAACGGUAACGGCAAAGUGGGGUUUCUGAGCAACCGGCAGAGAGCAAACGUGGCACUGACUAGAGCAAGGCAUUGUUUGUGGGUGGUUGGGAACGAGACGACUUUGGCACUAAGUGGUUCGAUAUGGGGGAAGCUGAUAAGCGAGGCAAGGUCACGUGGAUGUUUCUUUGAAGCUGCUGAUGAGAAGAAUCUGAGAGAUGCCAUGAAUGAUGCUUUGCUGGAAGAUGUGUCUUCGAGUUUCGGAACUCUUUCUAUUGGGAGGAAUAGGGGAAGAGGUGGUUGGUAGUUUUUUUUAUAAAAAAAUUGUCUCAUUGUCUCAUUUUCUGUUUUGUUUUUUUUGAGUUUUUAUUUUGGUAUGAAAACUUUGUGUGGGAUUUAUGAUUUUAUUAUGGUAUUUUUCUAUUUUGGUUUCCAAA